This is a messenger RNA of Malassezia restricta, 1338 nucleotides long. RefSeq names its product protein pelota. Gene Ontology annotation, cellular component: cytoplasm. Gene Ontology annotation, biological process: ribosome disassembly; nonfunctional rRNA decay; nuclear-transcribed mRNA catabolic process, no-go decay. The coding region runs from base 1 to 1338 and encodes 445 amino acids. The transcript has a single exon. Lineage: Eukaryota; Fungi; Basidiomycota; Malasseziomycetes; Malasseziales; Malasseziaceae. The record is from RefSeq and is a predicted model, not a curated record.
AUGCGUAUCCUCAGCAAGGUUUUGGAGCGCGAUGGCAGCGGCACGGUAUCUGUCAUCCCAGACUGCGAUGAGGAUCUGUAUCACUUGUACAACCUCAUACAACCGGAAGAUCUCGUGUCUGCUUCGACCGUUCGAAGAAUCCAAAGCGAGUCGAGCACGGGCUCGAUUGAAUCACAUCGGAUGCGCCUCCAGCUCACCUUGUCAGUCACCAAGAUUGAUUUUGAGAUGGCUGCAGGCUCAGGUAUGUCAAGCGCCGUCUCUACAUCUAAUGAGCCUCUUUCUGAGAGCGAUGCAAGCUCGCCAGCCUCGACGCCCAUGAGCUCCCUGGUGCUGGGCGAAGCUGGUAGCACGCCCUCUUUAAGCGGUGCAAGUCAGGGGCAACCGACGCUGCACAUCUCAGGACGCGUGGCUGUGGAAAAUAAUCACGUUCGCACUGGCUCCUUCCACACGUUGGAUAUCGAGCUGAAUCGUAAAGUAUCGAUUACGAAGGAGCAAUGGGACCAGCAUCAUUUGGAUAUCCUGGAGGAGAGUGGCAAUGCAGGCAGCACGGCCGAAGUCGGCGCCAUUAUCUUGGGCGAAGGUCGUGCCAUCGUGUGUCUUUUGACAAACACCAUGACCAUCAUUAAGCAGCGCAUUCAGGUCUCCCUCCCAAGAAAACGCGCUGGGGCAGGCUACGGCGUGGCUCAACAGUCGACAGGCACAACGAAACUUACUGAUCGUUUCUACACACAGGUAUACGAUGCCGUUAUCAAGCUGCUUUCGCUUCCUGAGAUGCGUGUCGUGCUCCUUGCCUCGCCUGGUUUCUGGCGUGAUAAUAUGUAUGACUAUUUACUGUCUGAGGCUACGAAACGGUCUGACAAGAUCCUUAUGGGUAAUGAGGGAAAGCGAAAGCUCUUAAAGGUUCAUUGCGCGACGCCGCACGUCCAUUCUUUAAUGGAGGUGCUCAAGAGCCCCGAGGUGGCGGCCCAGUUGCAGAACACCAAAUUUACGCGUGAGAAUCAAUUGAUGGACCAAUUCCUUCGAAAGCUUGCUACGUCGGAACAGUUUGCAUGGUAUGGUGAGCGCCAAAUUUUGAUGGCAGCUGACCGUGGCGCUAUCGGUACCUUGUUGCUUUCUGAUGCCUUCUUGCGGAAUGUCCACCCGACGAUUCGGAAACGAUGGCUAGAGUUGUGCGAUCAGGUCAAGAGCUUUGGUGGCUCUGUUGUCAUAUUUAGUUCCCUGCACGAAAGUGGCCGGCAGCUGAACGGUCUGGGCGGUGUAGCUGCCCUGCUGACCUAUCCCUUGGAUCUUGACCUUGUCGAAGAAGAGGAAGAAGAGGCACGGGCGGCAGCCACCUAA